GAUCCUAGACAACGAAACUGUAAGGACCUAAAAAAUCAUCAAAAUGAGAGUAAUCUGCGUUUUACUCAUUGUAAUUGCGUUGUGCCGCGCCGCUCCGGGACCUUCGGACGAGAAAAUUGAAAUCUUUUCUGGAGUCACUAUUAACAAAAAUGCAUUGGGUGAAAAAAAUCUCAAUAUAAAAUUGGAGGCUGAAGAUCUAAAGGGUGCAGUGAAAACAUUCGAAGAAGCGAGAGCAAAAAUAACGAAAUACUCGCCACUCCUUGCUGGGAUUGGUGUUAAAGUGGUAGCAGUGGUUGGACUUCUGUUCGGAGCUUUAACCCUGUUGGUUACAAAGGCUCUAGUCAUAGCCAAGCUUGCGUUCCUCGCUGCAGCAGCUCUUGGACUCCAUAAAUACUUCAGCGGAGAAGGAUUCAAUAGCAUAAGCAAGGCGUCUGGUUUCCCUGCUUCGACACAGCAAUGGGCGUCACCGUCGGCCUCUGGUAGUUCCUACCCUUACGCCAGAUCAGUAUCUCAAGAUUCAAACGACCUGGCCUACAAAGGUCAAAUACCGUCUUAAUAUGGAUCAAUUUUAACGAUUAUUAGUGAUAUUAAGAUUUAUAUAUAAAGGGUUGUGACACGUUUCAAUGCUUUAAAUGCUUUGAUCUAAAGAAACUUUUUUUUUUUUUUAAUAAUAUACGUUUCUGAUUCAAGUUUUUUUAAGUUUGUUCGAUAAAUAAUAUCGUCACAAUGAAUGUUAUCGACGUUUUGAAAUACACACGUACACGUAUUUUAAAACGAAACGACGAUUGAAAUGAUUUUUAAUACGACAUCCUCAUAUGUUUAUUUUUAUGAUAUUUUUGAUAUAUUCGUAGUAUAAUAUAUAAAAAUAUCUUUUAUGUUAUAAUAGGUGAUUAUAGCUUUAAUACAGCUGAUCGGUAUGGUGCAAAUUGUGAAACGAUUUACUUAUAAAUUGUGCAUUUUAAUUUAUAUAUUUUUUUUAUUAUUUAUUGGAUCUAUUAAUACGUAAUUUAAUGUGUAUUAUGCAUGUUUGGUCGACACAGGGUAUGUUUGUUAAGUUAAUGGGCGCGUAAUAUUUUUAUCUAAAUUCAUACUUUAGUAUUUGAUGUGGUUUUGCUUUGACUUUGACUAUUUAUUAUGUUUUUCAAACAUGAUUCUCGUGUAGGUUAUUAUUUUAGUUAGAAUUUUAUAUCUUUAUAUUCCACUUACGGGUUUAUUUGUGUCAUUUUAGACCAAAUUGUAAUUAAUUAAAUUAUAGAAGACUGUAUU
Molecule: messenger RNA, 1266 nt
Organism: Danaus plexippus (monarch butterfly)
Lineage: Eukaryota; Metazoa; Arthropoda; Insecta; Lepidoptera; Nymphalidae
Exons: 4
Coding region: 44-556 (170 amino acids)
Source: RefSeq, a predicted model, not a curated record